AUGGCGAACACGUUCGAACACACAAAUGUGACGACAAGGGAAUUUACAUUUCAGUACUUGCAACAAAUUACAAAUAAUUUUUCUCAGGAACACAUAAUUGGUCAAGGUGGGUUUGGAGUAGUUUACAAGGGAGUUUUGCACAAUGGGGAAGAGAUUGCUCUCAAAAAGCUCUAUUGGAAGCCAGAUAUUGGUGACGCGGAAUUUAGGAAUGAGUUUACUAACCUCAUGAGGGUCCAACAUCCAAAUAUUACCCGGUUGGUUGGCUACUGCUAUAAUCUAGGAGAACAACACAUUGAGUACAAUGGCAAAAAUAUUUGUGCUGAUGUCGAAGAAAGAGUCCUCUGCUUCGAAUACUUGCCAGGAAGCCUUGACAAACAUAUUACCGAUAUAUCGGUCGGACUCGAUUGGUGCACACGUUUCAGAAUCAUUAAGGGAGUCUGCGAGGGCUUAAAUUACCUUCAUAAUGGAGCCAAAGAUCCCAUUUACCAUCUUGACUUGAAACCUGAGAACAUAUUGCUGGACAAGGACAUGAUUCCCAAAAUUGGAGAUUUUGGAUUGUCAAAACUCUUCAUUUCAACACAAACCAAGGACGCAAACAAAUUUACAGGAACACUUGGAUACAUGCCGCCAGAAUACAUAGAUAGAAGUGAAAUCACAUCAAAGUUUGAUGUAUUCAGUUUGGGUGCUAUCAUUUUACGGAUAAUGACAGGAAAGGAGGGUUACUCCAGACCAGAAAUGUCUACACAACAUUUUUCUGAGCAUGUAAAUGAAAACUGGGAAAGGCGGCUGCAGGCAACAAUGUCAUCGUUUAAAUCAGAGGAAGUCAGGACAUGUAUCAAAAUAGCCCUGAGGUGUGUUGAGGUCGAUAGUGAGAAAAGACCUACUAUAGCCGAGAUUGUUGAUGAACUGAACAAUGUUGAUACCACAAAAAGUCCGCCUACAGGACAGGUCACCAGCUCCCGAAGCAAGCAUGCCUUAAGCAAAAGCUCACAUUCAGAGCACCGAGGCAGGAUCGCAUUUUCUACCACCUACAGGCCCCCGGUGCCAUUGGACAUCUUCUCCUGCCCAUUGUCCCCUUCGUCCACUGAAAAAGAGCUCCUCCUCACAGAUGGCAUUUCUUACAACUACAAUGGCCGUUCCAUCCCCCCUGCCGCGUUGAAGACCCUUCUGAAGAACCCCAAGGUGGCAAACGAGAUUGGAGCCACCAAUGCAGAUGUCGAUGCCGGCCACGUCUCAGGCCUCAUCUUUGUCUCUGAAAGGGAUGACGGCCUAGAGACGUUGUACAUCGCAUUGCGCUUCAGCAAGGUCAAGGUCUUUGCCCUUGCUGACAUCUUCGGUGCUGCCGACUUCUGCGGCGCACGCCUGGAGGAUAGUGGCUGCAUUGGCGGUGGCUGUAGUGUGAGGUCUCAAACAAUCGAUCACUGUCUCAUUUACAUCUCCACCAAGGAACCGGUGCAGAAAAGCCGCAAUCCUUGGACGGCCGUGUAUAGAACUUACCUUACAACAGGCAAGACGGAGCGCCUAACUCCACCAGGGGAGUUUGACUUGAGCCCAUCCGUGUCGCCAUCCGGGAAGAAGGUUGCAGUGGCCAGGUUCCGAUUGGAGAGAUGGGACGACGGCGAGAUUGAAAACCUUAAGACUGACAUCUGCAUCAUGAAUGUGGAUAGAAAGAAAUGUGCUGGUCUUGGCCGCAUGAUAGUACUUAGGCAAGCUGGCUGGCCAUCCUGGGGCAGCAACAACAUCAUCUUCUUCCAUCGAUGCGUCAUGAAAGACCCAAGCAUCAAGAACGACAGAACAUCUUGGGGCGUGUUCCAGUACAACAUCAGCACCAAAAAGACCAUCCGAGUGACUCAGAAAGAAUUAGAUGCGGUGACCCCAGCGGCCAUCAGCGAGACCAAGGUAGCGGUGGCGACCAUUCGCGAGAAGUUUGUGUCCGGCCAGAGUGCCCGCACAGAGGAACAGUACCGGCACAUUGAGAUCUUUGACACAGACAUGCUUGAGCUGCCGCCAGUGCGCAUCACCCAUAAGAUGAGGCCAAAAAGUGACCACUACAAUCCCUUCGUGCUAGACGGUGGGGAGCGCAUUGGAUACCACCGCUGCUUGAGUGAGCACCUGCGGCAUGGAGACCGUGUCCAUCGGAAUUUGUACAAGCUGGAGUCCCCGGUGGAGGACAUCGGCUUAUAUCGGGUGUCUGGUAUGUCCCCCACCAUCUCCAUGGACGGCUCCAAGCUCGCCUUCGUCGACAAUGAGUUCAAGGCAGUGUGGGUCGCUGACAGCCAAGGGCUGCGUAUCGUGUUCAAGAGUGAAGGAGGCUCGGGGAGCGUCUUCUCCCCUGUAUGGAACCAGAACCCUGCCAAGGAUAUCCUCUACGUCUGCGUCGGCCCCUCCUUCCAUUCGACCGAGCCGCUGGAAAUUUACGCCAUUCAGAUCGGUAACCACUCUGACAUGGCGCAUCAGCAGAUUGAAAGACUCACUCAUGGCGGGUUCAACAACGCGUUUCCGUCGAGCAGUCCAGAUGGGAACAACGUUGUCUACCGGUCAACAAGGGACGGGCACAAGAACUUGUACAUAAUGAAUGGGGGCAUAGGGAUUGAUCAGAAGACUAUGCGGCUGACGGCUGGGCCAUGGACAGACACUCACUGCCAGUGGUCCCCGAAGGGGGACUGGAUCGCGUUUGCGUCGACGCGCGACACUCUGUCAUUGGCUGCCUAUACCGACUUUGGCCUUGACCUGGGGUUCUUCUCGGUGUACCUGGUUAAGGCGAGUGACCCGAUGGUGGUGAUCAGGGUAAUUGGCAGCGGGGACAUUUACAGCGGUCAUGUAAACCACCCGGUGUUCAGCCCUGACGGGAGGAUCAUCGCCGUGACUGCAGACCUGGCGGCGGUGUCGGUGGACCCGAUCUCACUGCCCUGGUAUUUACAUGCAGUGCGGCCCUACGGCGACAUCUUCCUGGUGGACAUCGACCCAGACGAAGAGAAGAACAGAGACGUGAAGGUGUUCCGCCGGAUGACACACAGCAGGUACGAGUGCCGGACUCCGGCCUGGACGUCCUUGUUCACGACGCCAGCACACGCGCAGUGGAACAUGUUGCUGAAAUUUGAGGACACCCGGUACAAACCGGUGUGUCCGUACAUCUACCCAGACGGAGGCGAGAGCUGGCACAUGACCGGCCACCUCAGCAUGGCCACGCUUUGGCAUCGCUGA
Molecule: messenger RNA, 3204 nt
Organism: Triticum turgidum subsp. durum (durum wheat)
Lineage: Eukaryota; Viridiplantae; Streptophyta; Magnoliopsida; Poales; Poaceae
Source: the annotation of a GenBank genome assembly